CUUCUACAGUCCGAUGGCUACCUCCGUCUCACCCGUCGGAGCUGUCAACCGACCAUCGUUGAAUUUCAAUGGCUAUGGUAUCGGAACUUCAGUUCCAAGCACAGCAUUUUUUGGUAGUAGUUUGAAGAAAGUGAACUUCAAGACCACCAGCCCCAAGAUUUCAUCUGGUGGGGGCUUCAAGGUUGUUGCUGAAGUGGAUGAGCAGAAGCAGACCAACAAGGAUAGAUGGAAAGGCCUUGCAUUCGAUAUACAGGACAUCACUAGAGGUACGGGAAUGGUGGAUUCUCUCUUCCAAGCUCCUACGGGUUCUGGUACUCACAAUCCCAUCAUGACUUCCUACGAUUACAUCAGUGCAGGCCUUCGACAAUACCAAUUGGACAAUAACAUGGAUGGCUUCUACAUUGCACCCGCUUUCAUGGACAAGGUUGUUGUUCACAUCACCAAGAACUUCUUGAACCUGCCCAACAUUAAGGUUCCCCUGAUCCUGGGGAUUUGGGGAGGAAAAGGUCAAGGAAAAUCAUUCCAGUGUGAGCUUGUCUUUGCCAAAAUGAGAAUUAACCCCAUUAUGAUCAGUGCCGGAGAAUUAGAAAGUGGGAAUGCAGGAGAGCCAGCAAAAUUGAUAAGGCAAAGGUACUGCAAGGCAGCAGACAUCAUCAAGAAGGGGAAAAUGUGUGUGCUAUUCAUCAAUGAUCUUGAUGCAGGGGCAGGUAGACUUGGUGGAACUACGCAAUGCACAGUCAACAAUCAGAUGGUGAAUGCCACUCUGAUGAACAUUGCUGAUAACCCAACCAAUGUUCAGCUCCCUGGUAUGUACAACAAGGAGGAGAAUCCCCGAGUUCCUAUCAUAGUCACCAGUAAUGACUUCUCCACAUAG
Ilex paraguariensis (yerba mate) is the source of this 874-nucleotide messenger RNA. Lineage: Eukaryota; Viridiplantae; Streptophyta; Magnoliopsida; Aquifoliales; Aquifoliaceae. The record is from the annotation of a GenBank genome assembly.